Messenger RNA from Mesorhabditis belari, 1098 nucleotides. NCBI's taxonomy places the organism in Eukaryota, Metazoa, Nematoda, Chromadorea, Rhabditida, Rhabditidae. The record is from the annotation of a GenBank genome assembly.
AUGCUCUCCUUGGGACGAGUGGCGAUAAAUCGGACGUUGGCCUCGAGAUUGGCGGUUGCGAGCACGAGUUCUCUUCCAUCAUGUUCAGCCACGACAAUCCAGCGACGUCACAUCUCAUCUAAGGAUAUUUUCAAUACUCAGACACCAACCGGUUUUUCAAUUCCCGAUGUGCCCAUACCACCACCACCAACAAAGACUAUUGCAGAACUAGUUGAAUCAGGUGAAUCCGUGCUACAAGAAUUAGGCUUGUGGUCGUGGUGGAAGCCGAGCUCGUAUUUUCGAUGGGCCCUUGAAUCAAUUCACGUUCAUCUAGACGUUCCCUGGUGGUCUGCCAUUGUUUGCACAACCAUUCUCUUGCGGUUAGCACUUAUCGGGGUGCCGAUUAUGUCACAGAAACUCGUCGCCAAGCAAUCCAAGUACAAGAAAGAACUUGACGCUUUUCGAAGUCGAAUAGAAGAUGCCAGGAGAGAAGGGGACAAUCUAGCAAUUCAACAAAUCUUACUAGAACAGAGGGAUUUCUACAAAGCAAAGGAUAUCAAAAUGGGACGCCAAUUGGGGAUCAUGCUUGUGAAUGGUGGUAUUUUCAUGACCCAAUUUUUAGCAAUCCGGAAAAUGGCAGUGGUCAGUUAUCCGGGAUUUUCCACUGGUGGUGCUUUAUGGUUCACCGAUCUCACGUCUUGCGAUCCGUAUUGGGCUCUACCGGUGAUUUCAGCUGCCACAAUGGCUAUGGUUAUGCGAGUAGGAAUUGAGAGCGGUGCAUCGGCCGAUCAGAUGACCCCUUGGAUGCGCCUUGGAAUGCAAUAUGGGUUGCCGGUUAUUAUUCUCAUCUCUUCAAGCCAAUUUGCAUCAGGUCUUUGUGUAUAUUGGUGUGCUUCAAAUAUCGUCUCACUCUUCUACGCUGGGUUCUUCAAGGUUCCCGCAGUCAGAAAAAUGCUCAAUAUCCCCGAUGUGGUAAAAACUGAUUCGACCAGAGCGUCGGCAUUGAGCGAAGUGUGGAAGGGUUACAAAAACAAGAAACAAGUCCAACCUUCACUAAGCGAUCUGCGAAUUGAGGACGCAAAACGUUUCAAAAAAGCUGGCCAAGGAAAGCCCCGAGUG